Molecule: messenger RNA, 2085 nt
Organism: Pyrus x bretschneideri (Chinese white pear)
Lineage: Eukaryota; Viridiplantae; Streptophyta; Magnoliopsida; Rosales; Rosaceae
Product: tRNA (guanine(37)-N1)-methyltransferase 1
Biological process (GO): tRNA N1-guanine methylation
Cellular component (GO): cytoplasm
Source: RefSeq, a predicted model, not a curated record
AUCUUAAACCCUCAAUUGCCACUUAUCUGGGUUGGGUUCUGAUUUCCCGGCAAAACAGAAUCAACUGAGCAACAAUGGUGGCCAAGCUCGUUCUCAGACCACCUCACUCUCUUCCCCUCUCCACUCUCCCCUCAAAAUUCCUCAUCUUCCCCAAAAUACCCUCCCUCCCCAAAAGAUUCCUCAUCGUCUCUAUCUUCUCCGCCACCGCCGCCGCUCAAACCCAUACCCAAAUUUCAAACCCAAACAAUUCCUCGAACUUCUACGGACCCUCCCUGCGCAAGGGUACCCACCCCUUAACUCUCCGGUCUCAUCCUCCCUUCACGAAAACCGAGGACGACUACGACGACGGCGAUUUGUUCAACGAAGAGAGCUUCAGUAGGGUUUUCGACAUCGCGGCGCUUCGAGUCCCUGCAAAAGACUGUUUCGCCCUCGAGAGCCGACUCCGGGGCCACUUGCUGAACUGGCCUCGCAUUCGCAACAUCGGCAGAGUCCCCGGCGACGAGGUGGAAGCCGAGCUCGCCGAGCUUCUCGCCAAUCAGGGAAGAGACCUCGAAGACGAAAAUGCCCUUGCCUCGUUGAAUCGCCGAAUGUACGGGAAAGCGGAGGGCGACGGCGAGCCCUUUAGUCCGGUGCUGUACAGGGAGAAGCUUGCGAAGACGUUCGAUUCGCGGGGGUACGUGAAGUUCCGAAACCUUGCGAGGAUGUCGAGGCCGAACCAGAGGAAGAAGAGGGGGGAUGAGGAAGGUGAAGGCGAUGAAGGGAAGAAGAGAUGGGGGAAGAGCGAGUUUUCGGUGCUGGAGGUUGUGGAUGACGAAGAGGGUGAAGGAGAAGGGGAGGACUUGAAAGGUUUGUUGGGGGAUGAGUUUGAGGGCAGGAGGAAAUGGAGAGGAUCCACACGGUUGCUGCUAUUGGAUGAGCGAUAUGCGAAAAAAGGGGUGGAGGAGUUGCCUGAGGCAAUCAAGGUGGCGAUGAAAGAAAAUACCGGGACAAGUAUGAGGCCGGCUUUUGAGCUUGUGAGAUGCAAACUGACUGUUUUUUAUGAGUACUGGCAGAUGAAUGAGAUAUUGGAGGCUUUGCUGCCUGAAGGUAUGAUUGUUCCUUCAGCCUUUGAAACUGUCGGGCAUAUUGCACACCUAAACCUGAGAGAUGAACAUUUACCAUACAAAAAGCUUAUAGCAAAGGUGAUUCUUGAUAAAAAUAAACCAAAGAUUCAGACGGUUGUCAAUAAAAUUGAUGCCAUUCAUAAUGACUUCAGAACAAUGCAACUCGAAGUUCUAGCUGGGAAUCGUUCCCUUGUGACUACUGUAGUUGAAAAUGGGUUGCGCUUUCAUGUUGACCUAGCAACAGUGUAUUGGAAUUCCAGGCUUGCAACUGAAAGACAAAGGCUUGUAAACAGCUUUACACGGAAAGAUGUUGUGUGUGAUGUUUUCACUGGGGUUGGCCCAAUAGCAAUGUCUGCGGCAAGGAUUGUGAAACGGGUAUAUGCCAAUGAUUUGAAUCCCAACGCAAUUGAAUAUCUGGAAAGAAAUAGUGUGAUCAACAAACUUGAAAGGAAGAUUAAGGUCUUCAACAUGGAUGGAAGGAGGUUCAUUGGUGCUAUGUUUGCAAGUGAUACUAAGUCUAUAACUCAAGUGGUAAUGAAUUUGCCAAAUGAUGCUGCGGAGUAUCUUGAUGCAUUUCGGGGAAUAUUAGUAGAUAGACCAACGGAAGAAGAAUUUACCUUGCCAAUGAUCCAUGUUUAUGGAUUCUCCAAAGCUCAAGAUCCGGAGUUUGACUUUCAUCAGAGAAUAAGAAUUGCGCUCUCAGAAGCGGCAGUUGAUGUAGAAAUGCGUAGGGUACGCCUUGUUGCACCAGGAAAAUGGAUGUUGUGUGCGUCAUUCAACCUCCCUAAGAGUGUCGCUUAUGCAAAACCAACUUUGGAUAUGUAAAUAUAGGUAAAGUUUUAUAGCGCGUGAGCAUCAUACACCCUCGAGUUUUGUACAUAAACUAUGUUGUAUAUCUACGCGGAUACACUUAGGUAGGGAACUUAAGAGAUGUUAGUUUAUCCCACCAUUUUGAAAUAAAAAUUUGUCAUCUUAAUUUCCA